Molecule: messenger RNA, 2335 nt
Organism: Amblyraja radiata (thorny skate)
Lineage: Eukaryota; Metazoa; Chordata; Chondrichthyes; Rajiformes; Rajidae
Product: homeobox protein Hox-A7
Biological process (GO): regulation of transcription by RNA polymerase II; anterior/posterior pattern specification
Cellular component (GO): nucleus
Molecular function (GO): RNA polymerase II cis-regulatory region sequence-specific DNA binding; DNA-binding transcription factor activity, RNA polymerase II-specific
Source: RefSeq, a predicted model, not a curated record
UAGAAAUAAGUCGGGCCGAAGGAAAAUGGGUGUUUGGUGUAAAUCGGGGGUGUAAUGCUGCCAUAUAUCACGCUAUCUCGUAAAACCGACACUGAAGAGUCUCGGCCAACAAAUCACCAGAAAAUUAUGAGUUCGUCGUAUUAUGUGAAUGCUCUUUUUCCCAAAUAUACGGCGGGGACAUCCGUUUUCCAGAACACGAGUGGCUUUUCAGAAGCAACUUCUUGCGCCUUUGCUGCGAACUCACAAAGAUCGAGCUAUGGAGCGGGCGCGAGCGCCUUCCCAACCCCGAUGGCCGGGCUGUACAAUGUUAACAGUGCAAUCUAUCACGGCCCUUCCAUGUACAACACAGGUUAUAACCUAAAUUCAGAUUCCUACAACCUGCGCUGCUCUGCCUUAGACCAGAACAUUCCAGUACUUUGCAGCGAUCUGAGCAAACAGGGCUGCGAAAAAUUGGAUCAGACAAACGUGCACCCUCAAGCAGAGAGCAAUUUCCGGAUUUACCCCUGGAUGAGGAAUGCAGGCCCGGACCGAAAGCGAGGACGGCAGACCUACACCCGCUAUCAAACGUUGGAAUUGGAGAAAGAAUUCCACUUUAACCGCUAUCUGACUCGCAGGCGACGGAUCGAAAUUGCUCAUGCUCUGUGUCUCACUGAGAGGCAGAUCAAAAUCUGGUUCCAGAACAGGAGGAUGAAAUGGAAAAAAGAAACCAAAGCUGGCAGCUCUAGCACAACAACCGAGGAAAAACAGGAAUGAGACGUCCGGCUAAAGCUUGAACUGUGCGAAUGUGCAAAGCUGUUUUCCACCAGCUAACAAUGACAUUUGACUACCUAGUCACAAUCGUGGACUAUUAAACGAUGCAGUGCAGUGGCACUCAUUAUACUACCUAUAUGUUUCAAUAAUCUUCUGAAAUAAAAACUAACUUUACUUUCUCUGAUUUGGUUUUAAUAAAAAAAAUGCAAAAUCUUUAUCGGCAAUAGUAAAACAAUUAUUCGGAAAUGGGUUCAGAAUUAAAGUGAAAGCCAAUGGAUUUAGACCAUUUUCCCGGUCGUCAUAUAUUUUCCCUAGCUAAUUUGACGGUCUCUUGUUGCAAUAAAUGCAAUAAUGGGAAUAUAGUUCUUAAUCCAUGCACUCCACGUAAAUAAGAGACUGGGAUUCGACUCUGGGUCUCUAAUACUGUAGCGAUAGGAAAAAUAUGAGCCUAAAAAAACAAGCUGUAGCCAUUGUUGUCUGUAACUCACUUACCACUAUGUGAUAUUAGAUAUAUCUCAUGCACUGAGCCAUUCAUCAAACUUAUUUCAUCCUCAUUAAUUCACAUUCUGAACGCAUUUAAAACAUUUCUGCACAUUGUUCACAAAAUAAGAGCGUUAUGAUUUUAGAAGCUUCUUUCAAAUCCAAUGGGAAACCUCCGAACCAGCCUAUCACCUAUUAUUAGUCAUGAUAGAAGACGGUCAUGAGUAAAAUACUUUAUUUUUGCUCAAUUCCUCGUUUUUUAUCCACAUUCUUCAUUGUGUUUUGAGUGUGUCUUUUAUUUCAUAUAUGUAUCGUCCCAAUAAGGAUAUAAAGCAAUGUUCUGUUUUCACUUGGCAAAUAAAUGUAACUACCUAAACCACAAUAGUGGACAUCUUGCACGUUUAUUGAAACUACCUAAAUGUUUUAAUUUAAAAUUCGUUUCUAGACAGAGAAUGUUGUUCUGGGGGCUUGAAUUCCCGCCCUUCUUAUAACAGUACCAUAAUAUGAGAGUAAAAUAGUGAAAUAUAUUCCGAUGUGUGUAUUUUAAUGAGGUGUGUAUGUAGCCACUUUAUUACAGGAAAAUAGUGAAUACUACCUAGAGAUACCCGUUUACGUUUAACGCGAAUGGAUUCCUUUCGCAAUACGCUUCAAUACUAUGCUGUAAAAAGUAAAAUAGUUGUAUUAGGCGGGAGAAAUUGCAUUAUUACUUUUUGAUGGAUGUCAUUAAAAUAUAUACCUGCUAAAGAUUUCAAUAAACCAUGUACUAUUGAAUGGUGUAAUCGUGUUUCCUCAAGUGUUGUAUCAGUUGUCUUAGACAUGUGCACUGUUUAAAUUAUAUAAAAACAUGUAAUAACCAAAUGUAAUAAUAGAAAACCCGAACUGCAUUGUCAACUGAAUAUAUUGUGGUUCCAUAUUCGGUGUGGUAUCUGUCAAUCGAAAGUUUGCUUUGUAAUCUGUGUAUGUGUUGUUCAAUAAUAACCAAUGUUAACGGUUUAAGGUGCAAUCUAUUUAAAAUAUAUAUAUUCGUUCUCGACAUGUAUACUUUGAAUGGAAACAAUGUAAGAAAACAAACGUCAAAAAAAACAUUAAACGGUGCUUAAAUAAA